GAUUCAACAUGGCGGCGCCCUGCUUCGAAAACUUUACUGAUUAAUAACAAACAAAAACGCUCCGAAUCUCAUACAACUGAAGCCACCUUAUACGUUCUUUGGACAGUUGCUUUGCGGAAAAUAUAAUGACAGACAUUUGCAAGUUCGUAGAUUCUAUUAAACCUGAGAAACGAGAUGAAGACUCUUCUCCAGACCCUGAGGAUGUGAAUACAGGCUUGGUCCAAAGUGAAGCAUCAUCACCUGGUUAUCAUCACACUAAAAGCUCGGAGAUGCAAAAGGACAGAAUUUACUCCUGCUCGCUGUGCGGAAAGAGCUUUACUCGAAAGCGUCGUCUUGAACAACACCAUCUAAUCCACACAGGAGAAAAGCCCCAUCAGUGCUCGCAGUGCGGGAAGACCUUUUCCCAGCAGUGUCAUCUUAAAACCCACCAGCGCAUUCACACAGGAGAGAAACCGUAUCAGUGCGCGCAGUGUGGGAAGAGUUUUUCAUAUGACAGUACGUUUAAAAACCACCAGCGCGUUCACACAGGAGAGAAACCGUAUCAGUGCUCGCAGUGCGGGAAGAGUUUUACACAACAGAGCACCUUUAACAAGCACCAGAGCGUUCACUCUGAAGAGAAGCUGUAUCACUGUUCACAGUGUGGGAAGAGUUUUACACGAAACAGUACUUUUAAAAACCACCAGCGCGUCCACACUGGAGAGAAACCGUAUCACUGCUCGGAGUGUGGGAAGACUUUUACACAGCAGAGUUCUUUAAACAGCCAUCAGCAUGUUCACUCCAGAGAGAAGCCGUAUUACUGCUCACAGUGUGGGAUGAGUUUUACACGACACAAUACUUUUAAAAGCCACCAGCGCAUUCACACAGGAGAGAAACCGUAUCGCUGCUCGGAGUGUGGCAAGAGUUUUACACAGUACAGUACUUUGAAAGGACAUGAGCGCAUUCACACCGGAGAGAAACCAUAUCACUGCUCGCAGUGUGGGAAGAGUUUUACACGAAACGGUACUUUUAUAAACCACCGGCGCAUUCACACCGGAGAGAAACCGUAUCACUGCUCGGAGUGCGGAAAGCGUUUUUCCGUACAGACUAAUUUAAAAAAACACCAGAGGAUUCACACAGGAGAGAAACCAUAUUACUGCUCACAGUGUGGGAUGAGUUUUACACAACAGAAUAAUUUAAAAAAGCACCAGCGCAUUCAUACAGGAGAGAAGCCAUAUCAGUGUUCGCAGUGCGGGAAGAGUUUUGCACGAAAAAGUCAUCUUAAACAGCACCAUCUCAUCCACACAGGAGAAAAGCCCCAUCAGUGCUCACAGUGCGGGAAGACCUUUUCCCAGCAAAGUAAUCUUAAAAACCACCAACGCAUUCACACUAGAGAGAAACCGUUUGAAUGCUCAGACUGUGGGAAGAGUUUUACCCUGCAGAGUACUUUUAAAAACCACCAGCGCAUUCACACCGGAGAGAAACCGUAUCAGUGCUCGCAGUGCGGGAAGAGUUUUACGCUCCAGAGCACUUUUAACAACCACCAACGCGUUCACUCUGGAGAGAAGCCAUAUUACUGCUCCCAGUGCGGGAAGAGUUUUACACGACACAGUACUUUUAAAAACCACCAGCGCGUUCACACCGGAGAGAAACCGUAUCACUGCUCCGAAUCGGAGUGCGGGAAGAGUUUUACACUCCGAAGUAGUUUAAAAAACCACCAGCACGUUCAUACCGGGAAGCUGCAUCCAUGUUCACAGUGUGGAAAGAGUUUUUCACAGCAUAGUACUUUAAAAAACCACCAGCUUAUCCAUACAGGAAAGAAGCCACAUUACUGCUCACAGUGUGGGAUGAGUUUCAGAGAGUUAAGUCGUUUAAAAACACACCAGCGCAUUCAUACAGGGGAGAAGAAGCCACAUCAGUGCUCGCAGUGCGGGAAGAGUUUUAGAAAAUUAAGUCAUUUAAAGACACACCAGCGCAUUCACACAGGAGAGAAGAAGCCACAUUACUGCUUACAGUGUGGGAUGAGUUUUACAGAAUACAGAUCUUUUAAAAGCCAUCAGCGCAUUCACACAGAUCAGAAGCACUAUCACUGCUCGCUCUGUGGGACGAGUUUUACACAACAUCCAGGAGCGAAACCUCACUACUGCUCGGAGUGUGUGAAACGUUUUUGUGUCGGUGUAAUAAAAAAAUAGUCAUUUCAAUCAUGCAGAAGUAUGGUGUGUUGUAAUCUCAUCUCAUUAUCUCAUCUCAUUAUCUCGAGCCGCUUUAUCCUGUUCUACAGGGUCGCAGGCAAGCUGGAGCCUAUCCCAGCUGACUACGGGCGAAAGGCGGGGUA
Molecule: messenger RNA, 2311 nt
Organism: Neoarius graeffei (lesser salmon catfish)
Lineage: Eukaryota; Metazoa; Chordata; Actinopteri; Siluriformes; Ariidae
Product: zinc finger protein 850-like
Exons: 3
Coding region: 126-2168 (680 amino acids)
Biological process (GO): regulation of cytokine production; regulation of immune system process; negative regulation of transcription by RNA polymerase II
Source: RefSeq, a predicted model, not a curated record